This is a messenger RNA of Anoplopoma fimbria (sablefish), 5106 nucleotides long. RefSeq names its product fibulin 2 (gene fbln2). Gene Ontology annotation, molecular function: calcium ion binding. The transcript has 17 exons. The record is from RefSeq and is a predicted model, not a curated record. Lineage: Eukaryota; Metazoa; Chordata; Actinopteri; Perciformes; Anoplopomatidae. Gene Ontology annotation, cellular component: extracellular region. Bases 193 to 4293 code for a protein of 1366 amino acids.
GGUCAAAGGAUUCCAACUCGCGGUGCUCAGACGACCGGCAGCCGGCGGCGGUUCUCUCCAGCCCAUCAGUCCUUCCGCGACAAGAGUAGAGAUGGUUCACAGGGGCGGACUGCGCCAGAAUCCUUGAACAUAAUCUAAAGGCCCUGGGGCGAUACCUGAUCUCUUUGGAUAUUUGUGCGCACACCUGGUACCAUGUCUGGUCUAAAAGCUGAAGUGACGCUGCUGUGGUGUGCAUUCCUCUUUCUCUACGUGAGUGUGUGCUUGUGCCAGCGCGACUGCACCGGCGUGGACUGUCCCCAGCUGGACAACUGCAUCGAAGAAGUGCUGGAGAGUGGCGGCUGUUGCGCCUCAUGCCUGCAAAAGGGCUGCUCGUGCGAAGGUUACCAGUACUAUGAUUGCAUCAACGCAGGAUUCGAAAACGGAAAAGUGGCCGAGGGGGAGUCGUACUUCGUUGACUACGGCAGCACGGAGUGCUCCUGCCCCGUGGGAGGGGGCCGGAUCAGCUGCAGCUUCAUCAGCUGCCCCGAUAUGCCGCCAAACUGCAUUGAGUUUUUGGAGCCGGCAGAUGGUUGCAUGCAGUGCGAGCGCGUCGGGUGCGUCCAUGACGAGCAAAAGUACGAGGCCGGGGACUCCUUCCACAGCGACCCCUGUCGGGUCUGCCACUGCCCCAACAAGGGCGGGCAGCUAAUGUGCUACCCUGUGCCAGACUGUGACCCACACCAGGUCCAAGAACCAAGGUUAUCUGCACCAACAGCGGAGGACACAGCCAGCAGGCGCAACAGUUACCCCUACAGGCUUGACCAAUUGGAUCAAUUCCCCCCACCGCAACACCUUCCUCCCAAUGGGAAUCUUCCUCUCUUCAAACCGCCACCUUUGAAUAAGGAGGAACCAGAAGAGUAUGAUUACGAUUCUACAGACCUCCCAGAGAACUACCCUCAAUCUCUAGUCUUCCCUACCCAGUCCUACCCCUCAAAGAAGGUCAUCUCUGUGUCCCGGGGCUCUGACAGACCCGACAGAACCUCUGCCCUCCAGAGCUAUAACAGGCAAAGCAAGCUGGAGCUAAGAGAGCGACACGGAGUUCAUGACCAUCCUCCUGACAGACAGGAAGUGACAGAAAGCCCCCAGAGAGCAGAGCAGAAUACCACGAGGCCACAUGUGCUCAAGGACACCACUACUUCCUGGCAGCCCUCGCAGGGUCUGACCAGUGCGCCAAGUGCCUCGUUCAGUGAUGUGACAACACAGACAGAUUUGGAGAAUUCAUUGCACGCACUCAAUUCACAUAGUUUCAUAUUUCCACUGAACCGAGGAUCAGGGGGUGAAAAACACACAGAGUAUCCACAUACGAGUCCAGAGAGUGCAGUUCAUCAUCAGAUAAUCUCUGAGACAAAGACACACCACCAAAAUGCAUCUGAUAGUGUAACAACCAGCGGCUCAAAGAGUCGGAUCAACGUUAGUCAUCCAGUGAGAGGUGUGGACAGUCAAACCAAUCAGCAGAUACCAUCAGAUACAGUGAAUUUUCUGCCGUACAUGCCAAAAAGCCCAGAGAGCCCAAUCCAUCCCCAGGCAAGUUCAAACAGUGAAAAAGAUUUACAGGGGACGGUCACAGCAAACAGUGAGGAAGGAAUGGAGGUAGAAAAAAUGGGUGAGGAGGAGGAAGAUAUAGUAACAUUUCAUGGUGUCACUGGGCCCGAAGGUGGGGAUGUUUUCUACAAGACAGAGUCAGCACAACAGGAGAUAAGCCAUGCGGAGUCAGAGAGCAGCGAUCCGACCAGCAGCUACCAAAAGACCACACCCGAGCCCAGCACCAGCUCCCCGAGGAGGCCCGAGUACCUGACAACCCCCAUUGCACAUUACAUUGCCACUUCCCAGCCCCAAGCGAGGGUCAAGCUGAAUGAGAGCGAGCCCAGCAGACAGCCAGUUCAGAGGCUGUUUAACCUUCACAGUGAAGACCAGGAGGAGGUGACGGAGACAGAGGAGGAGAGGAACGACCGGCCCGUUUUGCUCGUCAAACCUGCUGGAGGUCCAGGUGCCUCUGCUGAAGACCUGCUGCAGAGCUGCUGCACUGCUGGCCAGAAAUGGGCCACAGACAACCACCACUGCAACCACAUGCCAGUGCUGAACCAUGACGAGCACUCCAUAUGCAGUGUUGCGUGGAAGCAGUGCUGCCUCGGCUCCGUAAAGGAGAGCCAGUGUGAAUCGGGCAUGACUUCAGCCAGAGGAGGGGACACCUGUGACGUGGAGAAGGAGGACCAGUGCACAGAUGACUCCUACCAGGUGUGCUGCAGCUGCUGUGCCCUCGGCUUGCGUGUGCGCAGUGAAGGACGGGGUUGCGAUGCCCACCAGUACCUGGGCUACCCAUGCGGGCACGUCUUCCUCAACUGCUGCGAAGGGGAGGAGGAGAGUCUGAGCCAGAUCCAGCUGAGGAAGAAGCAGAAGCCAAGGCCGACAUCCAUGCCUAGAAAAGUCUCGGACAGCAAGUUCCACAAGGAGGCCUUCUCGAUCGGCGCCAAGGAUGAAGCCGCCAACGCAGUGGAGGAGCAUGAGGACGUGGACGAGUGUCGGCUCUACCAGGGCCAGCUGUGCCAGCACACGUGCAGCAACGUGUGGGGCUCCUACCACUGUGGCUGCAACCGGGGCUACAUCCUGCAGCAGGACGGACACUCCUGCACACCAGUGAGUCCCGACGAGGACAACGGAGUCCCAGAGUACGGUCCCGCUGUGGUCCCAACACAAGCUGCUGCAUCCGGUGCAACCACGGCCGGCCCCGCCCGCCUUGACCCAUGCUCAGAAAACGGUCCCUGCAGUCAGCAGUGCACGGAGGAGGCAGGACGGGCCCACUGCUCCUGCUUCCCAGGCUUCUCGCUGAAGACGGACAGACGCACGUGUGAAGACGAUGACGAGUGUGCAACCGGGACCCACGGCUGCCGGCCCGGCGAGCGCUGCGUGAACACAGUGGGCUCAUUUGUAUGCCAGCCUCGGGCCGCUUGUCCUGCAGGCUACCAGCUGAGGAACGGUGUUUGCGAGGACACUGAUGAAUGUGCUCUGCGGACUCAUAACUGCGGUACGGGCUUUGCAUGUGAGAACACCGCUGGGUCCUUCCUGUGUAUUCCCAAAAACAAGUGCAUCAGCGGCUUCACACAGGACUCCCAUGGCAACUGUGUCGACAUUAAUGAGUGCAGCAGCCUGAGUGAGCCGUGCAGCCCAGGCUUUAACUGUAUCAACACAGUGGGCUCCUACACGUGCCAGCAGAAGAUCAUAAUGUGCAGCCACGGCUACCACGUCAGCACCAACGGAGCCAAGUGUGUCGACAUUGAUGAGUGUCAGAUGGGGACACACCGCUGCGGAGUGGGCCAGAUCUGUCACAACCUCCCUGGCAGCUACCGCUGUGACUGUCAGACGGGCUACCAGUAUGACGCCCUCCGCAAAGUCUGCACAGAUGUAAAUGAGUGCUGGCGCUACCCGGGCAGGCUGUGUGCCCAGACCUGUGAAAACACCCCAGGCUCCUACCACUGCUCAUGCACAGCCGGCUUCUCCCUAGCAUACGAUGGCAAGAACUGUGAAGAUGUAAACGAGUGUGACCAAACCCCCUGUAGCCAGGAGUGUGCCAACAUCUACAGCUCAUAUCAGUGCUACUGUCGCCAAGGCUACUACCUGAAAGAGGACGGACACUCCUGUGAAGACAUCGACGAGUGCUCCCAAAGCAUCGGGAACCUUUGUACCUUCCAGUGUGUUAACGUUGCUGGCAGCUACCAGUGCGCCUGUCCUCCUCAUGGAUACGUCUUGUCCGCCAAUGGACGCACCUGCAAAGAUAUCGAUGAAUGCACAACGGGCGCCCACAACUGUUCUUUUGGACAGACCUGCCAUAACCUCCAGGGAGGCUUCAGAUGUCUCUCCUUUGACUGUCCUCACAACUACAAGAAAGUGUCGGACACCCGCUGUGAGCGGACCAGCUGUCCCAGUAACACUGUAGACUGUCAGAAGUCUCCCGUCCGCAUCACGUACUACCAGCUCAGCUUCCAGACCAACAUCAUCAUCCCCGCCCAGAUCUUCAGAAUCGGACCGUCCCCGGCUUACUCCGGAGACCACAUUGUCAUCGGCGUCGUCAAAGGCAACGAGGAGGGCUACUUCAGCACCCGAAAGCUGAACAGCUACACGGGCGGCGUCUACCUGCAGAGAAAAGUCCUCCAGCCCAAAGACUUCCUGAUAGAUGUGGAGAUGAAGCUGCUGAGGCAGGGGACAUUCACCUCGUUCCUCGCCAGGAUCUACGUCUUCAUCACGUCCAGCGCUAUGUAACCCUAUGAGACAAGAGGGAGAGGGACUGGAAAUCUCAUAUGGUGCUAGUGUUUUUAUAUAUGCAGACUCUUUGUAAUGCCUCCCUACAAUCAAGCAUAUUCUAAAACCUUUUCAACUGUUGCCAAAGACUGUUUCCUUGUCUUGUCUUUAGAAGGAUAUCUUCAUUACAUCUUCAGAUUUUCUAUGACAGUCAUAUUUCCCUGAGAACCCUUGUAUUUUUAUUUACCAAAGUAUUUUUCAGUUUGACUCCUGCUAGUGUAAUUCAGUGUUAAUGCACCACUAUUUUUAGGGUCUACUCCAGCUGUAGGUUCUUACAGAAGGUGACAAGGUGCUGCACAGUUCACUGCACAAGUCUGGGUCGGUGUUUAGUGCUCCGCUCUACUCUCCUUUAGGAGGUUUAAGAGUUGAUCUUUAACCUCUCUAUGUAAAUGUUAAUUAUCAUGUGAGUUAUUCAUGAAAGUUUGAAGAAAGUAAUGAACCUUUGCAGCGCUAGAAGUUAGAGGCAAUUGUCAGCUGAAUGUGCAAGAAACUUUUGAGACCAGUCAAAAACAAACCUGAAUAAAUUAAUAAGUUAAAAAUGAAGAGUAAAACGAAUAAUAAUUAUGUUUGUAAAUUAUGUUUUCUUUUAAUGCUCUCCAUUAGUUGGUAAGAAAAAGCGAAAGCUUUUUUGCAUCAUAAUUGUAUCACCAAUCAGUUGAUAGAAUUAAUUAAAACUUAGCUUAGCUUUUUUCAACUCCUUACUGUUCAUAUUUUUUAAAUUCUUAGCAGAAAUUGUAUCUUUAUCUUUUUUUAUACUUACCUCACACGUUUCCU